This is a messenger RNA of Tauraco erythrolophus (red-crested turaco), 1306 nucleotides long. NCBI's taxonomy places the organism in Eukaryota, Metazoa, Chordata, Aves, Musophagiformes, Musophagidae. The record is from RefSeq and is a predicted model, not a curated record.
GAACCUUUCUCACAACCCCAUCAAGAAAAUACAAAUAGACCAGUUUGAUUUUCUAAUUAAACUCAAAUCCCUCAGCUUGGAGGGCAUUGAAAUUGCAAACAUCCAGAGGAGAAUGUUCAGACCCCUUAGAAAUCUUUCCCACAUAUAUUUUAAGAAAUUCCAGUACUGUGGAUAUGCCCCUCAUGUGCGCAGCUGUAAGCCCAAUACUGAUGGGAUUUCAUCGCUUGAGAAUCUUUUAGCUAGCAUCAUACAGAGAGUGUUUGUCUGGGUUGUAUCUGCCAUCACCUGCUUUGGAAAUAUUUUUGUCAUCUGUAUGAGGCCUUACAUCAGAUCAGAGAAUAAGCUCCACGCCAUCUCAAUAAUGUCUCUCUGCUGUGCUGACUGUCUGAUGGGAAUAUAUUUAUUUGUGAUUGGAGCGUUUGAUCUUAAAUAUCGCGGAGAAUACAACAAGCACGCUCAGUUGUGGAUGGACAGUAUCCAUUGCCAACUGGUGGGAUCGCUGGCUAUUCUGUCUACAGAGGUGUCAGUCUUACUGUUGACUUACCUGACUCUGGAAAAAUACAUCUGCAUAGUUUAUCCUUUUAGGUGUUUGAAGCCCAGAAAACGCAGGACUAUUUCCAUUUUGGUUCUUAUCUGGAUAAUUGGGUUUGCUGUUGCUUUUAUCCCACUGAGCAACAAGGAGUUUUUCAGGAACUACUACGGCACCAAUGGCGUCUGUUUUCCCCUUCACUCAGAACAAUCAGAAAGUUCAGGAAGUCAGAUUUAUUCUGUUGUCAUUUUUCUAGGUGUAAACUUGGCAGCUUUUAUCAUCAUUGUGUUUUCCUACGGGAGUAUGUUCUACAGUGUUCACCAAACAGCUAUUACGGCUACUGAAAUUCGGAAUCAUAUUAAAAAAGAGAUGAUCCUUGCUAAACGUUUUUUCUUCAUUGUGUUUACUGAUGCACUAUGUUGGAUACCCAUUUUUAUUUUGAAACUCCUUUCUUUACUUCAAGUAGAAAUACCAGGUACCAUAACUUCCUGGGUGGUGAUUUUUAUACUGCCAAUAAACAGUGCUCUGAAUCCUCUUCUCUACACUUUGACUACACGACCUUUCAAAGAAAUGAUUCAUCAGGUUUGGUAUAACUACAGACAGAGAAGAUCCAAAAGAGGUAAAGGCAGCCAGAAAACAUACGGUCCGUCGUUCAUUUGGGUGGAGAUGUGGCCAAUGCAUGAAAUGCCGCCAAAGUUAACGAAGCCUGUGCUUUGUACAGACUCCUCUGAUGCUUCAGUGACGACACAGUCAACAAGACUAAAUUCAUACACGUAA